This is a messenger RNA of Hordeum vulgare subsp. vulgare (domesticated barley), 1448 nucleotides long. RefSeq lists its product as uncharacterized. The coding region runs from base 160 to 1143 and encodes 327 amino acids. The record is from RefSeq and is a predicted model, not a curated record. The transcript is spliced from 4 exons. NCBI's taxonomy places the organism in Eukaryota, Viridiplantae, Streptophyta, Magnoliopsida, Poales, Poaceae.
CUCCUCACCUUCCUUCCAUUCGACUCCACUCCACUCUCCCACCCCACCCUCACCCUCGCCUCGCCUUUUUAGAGAGAGAAACACGAGCUCCCCCACCGAGCCGGUAGAGAGAGAAACCCAGGUCCAGGCCGAGCUUUCGCCGUAGCGGAGGAGGAGGAGAUGGAGAGGCCGGCGCCGGUGAGGAAGUCCCACACCAACACGGCCGAUCUGCUGGCGUGGCCGGAGGGCGCGCAGCCGGAGCUCGUCGACGGGGCCACGCCGCCGCCCAACCGCCGCCCGCACCAGGUGACGUCACGGGGGCGGAGGCGGACCCCCCUGCGAAUUGCUGGGUCAGGGGCUCGAUUGUCUCGUCUCGUACGUAACCCUUUUUUCCCUCCUUUUCUGCGUGUGCAGCCGUCGGAGGCGAUCCACAAGGUGGUGUUCGGCGGGCAGGUCACGGAGGAGGAGGCCGAGAGCCUCAACAAGAGGAAACAAUGCUCCGCUCCCAAGUGGAAGGAGAUGACAGGAAGUGGCAUAUUUGCAGCUGGAGGUGAGGCUGAGGAAGAUGAAUCCGCUAACGCUUCUGCGACACCCGUCCGAACAGCUUCAAAGAAUUAUCAGGCUAUCAGUACCAUAAGCCACAUCUCCUUUGCUGAGGACGAAAGUGUUUCUCCCAAGAAGCCAACCUCCAUAGCCGAGGUGGCAAAGCAGCGUGAGCUAAGCGGCACGCUCCAGAGCGAGGAUGACAGCAAGCUGAAGAAGCAGGUAUCCAAUGCCAAAUCAAAGGAGCUCAGCGGGCACGGCAUCUUUUCUCCUCCGGAGGACCCCAGGCCACGCAACUCGGAGAACGGCUCCACCUCGCAGACGCCAGGGAAGAACGCACAGGUGAGCAGCAUCAAAUUCGGAGAGGCCGACGACUCCGACAGCAUGGUUAAGACGGCGAAGAAGAUCCCGACGAAGAAGUUCAACGACCUGACUGGCAACAACAUCUUCAAAGGCGACGCCGCGGAGGCCCCUGGCACGGCGGAGAAGCAGCUGAGCGACGCCAAGCUCAAGGAGAUGAGCGGCAGCAACAUCUUUGCGGACGGCAAGGCGCCGUCCCGAGACUUCCUCGGUGGCAUCCGCAAGCCCCCCGGUGGCGAGAGCAGCAUCGCGCUGGUCUAACAGCGACGACAACCCCUGAUGGACAGGACAGAACAGACAUAGCCUACAACAUUCUUCGUUCACCCUUCGCCCCGUCGCCGUCUCUCGAUCUAGGAGUGAUUUCUAGGGAGCUUUUUUUCUUCUUCGUCGUCGUUCGUUGGUGGGACUGAUCUGCGAUCUCGAUUGAACUUCUGGUUUGGUUUUUUCCCGUUCCUUUUUCCUGGCGCCGGGUGCUUUCCCUUUCCUUUACUCGCUGUUAAUUAAUCCUGAUGGUGUGGUUAGUGGCUGCGGCAAGCAAGCAACGAUGAUGGCUCGCUCGUUCGUUC